GUGGGGAGAAAAAAAAGUUCGCUGAGCUAACAAGAUCCCACAGAUCACUUUGUCACCAGCAAGCUGUGACAAGCAGCCCCGGAAAGUGGUUAAAAAGAGGCGUGAGGAGCGAGGCCGCGUCACAGCGAGAAGGCGCAGGCAACCAAACACAUGGACGGACUGAGGACUCUCACGGACGUCCAUCACAACUGCUGAGUGUGCAGCUCGGAGAAGGUGUGUCAGAGUUCGAACUGGUGAACGUUCUGCCUGAGCGUGACGGAGGUGAGAAGCUCUCAUGUUGCUUAUUCCCCCAACCGGAGAAGAACAUAUUUUUCGUGAUGGUUCUCACGGCUCAUUUCUGAGGCAUCUCAUCCCCCAGCCUUAAAAGGAAGCCUACAGAGGUCCUCUGGUCAUUUCCCGAUUCGGACCUCCCCAGAUUGGCGUUCACAUGCGUUAAGGAGCGCAGGAAGUAUCUUUUUUUUUCUCUCAGACAUGUGCGAAGAACUGGUGAUCCGAAUAACGCUGGAGGGGGGUUUGUCUGCGUAGAGCCGGAGGAUAGAUCAAUGAAAAAAAGGGCGUUUUUGUUGUAGAUGUAGGUUUUGACAGCUCACACACGCCACCGGGUUACCUGCCUUGCUGAGUCAGCAUCUUGCUCAUAGCUCCACGUCUGUCCGACCCGUCCUCCACCUGCUCCUGAGCGGAGAGACACCCAAAUGUUAGGAGCCAUUCACAGGCCUUCUGCUCUCUCCACACUGCUCUAAUUGUUCCCCCCGAGCGUAAACACCUUGCGUCAGUCGCACCUUUCCGCGGGUGAUUCACUCCAUCCGAGGUGGGGCCCCGGGACCGGCGGGGGGGGGUAGAAGUGAGCCAGGACUCUGGCUGAAGGCGCCGACUCCAGAGGUACCAUGAAGGUGGCCCUGCUGAUCGUAGUGCUGGUCCACAUGGUGGCCCGAGGGAGCAGCAUGUCCACGUGCAAGACUCUGGACUUGGAGAUGGUGAAGAAGAAGCGCAUCGAGGCCAUCAGGAGUCAGAUCCUCAGCAAGCUGCGCAUGCCCAAGGAGCCCGCGGAGGACCAGGCCGGAGACGAGGAGGAGAUCCCGUCCACCCUGAUCUCGCUCUACAACAGCACCAAGGAGAUGCUGAAGGAGCAGCAGGCCCAGGUCCAGAUGGACAUCUCCACGGAGCAGGAGGAGGAGGAGUACUUCGCCAAGGUGCUGCACAAGUUUAACAUGACCAAAAAAAACUAUUUAGGGACCACCAAGAACUCAAAAAGCGUCUCCCUGUCCUUCAACAUCUCUGAGAUCCGGGAAAGUGUGGGCGACAGCCGCCUGCUGACCACCGCCGAGCUACGGAUGCUCAUCAAGCAGCCGGCGAUACCCGAUGAGCAGCGGGUGGAGCUGUACCACGGCGUGGGGGCGUCGGCCCGAUACCUGGCCUCCCGCUUUGUCACCAACCAAUGGAAGGACAAGUGGUUGUCCUUUGACGUCACGGAGACCUUGCAGGACUGGAUCAAAGGCGACGAGGACGAGCAGGGGUUUGAACUUCGGCUCUUCUGCGAGUGCGGCCAGACGAGAGCCGACGCCACUUUUAGCUUUUCCAUCUCGGGCAUCGACGCCGAUCGAAGCGACAUCGGAAUGUUGAAGCAGAUGACCCAGCAGCCGCCUUACAUCCUGACCAUGUCCAUCCCGCAGAGCGCCAGCAGUCACCUCACGUCACGCAAGCGACGCGCUACGGAAACACGGGACACCUGCACGGCCCAGACCGAGACCUGCUGCGUGAGGAGCCUGUACAUCGACUUCAGGAAGGAUUUGGGAUGGAAGUGGAUCCACCGGCCAACUGGCUACCACGCCAACUACUGCAUGGGCUCCUGCACCUACAUCUGGAAUGCUGAGAACAAAUACUCUCAGAUUCUGGCCUUGUACAAGCACCACAACCCCGGAGCCUCAGCCCAGCCGUGCUGCGUCCCUCAGACUCUGGAACCGCUUCCCAUUCUUUACUACGUCGGCAGGCAACACAAGGUGGAGCAGCUGUCCAACAUGAUCGUCAAGUCCUGCAAGUGCAGCUAAAGCUGAAAGCUACACCUUCAAGACGUGGGAGAAUCCUGCUUUGGGACCACCGAUGGUGAAAUGUAGGAGUGGAAUACGGAGAACAAACUAUUCCUCCUGGAAGUCCCCUUGCCAUGAUGGAUUGAAACCAUGGACUUCCUUCUAUUGAUGUCAUUGAUAAUAUUGUAUAUACUUUUUUUUUCUACAUUACAUACGUGAUUAAUUUAUUUGUUGGAUGGACACACGUGUCACAUCAGGACCAAAGUGACAUCUUUGGAUAGAUAAAAAGAAAAUUAUGUUGCUCCAGAGGGUCACGGAAGCUGCAUGGCUUGGAAAACAGCUGUUCUGGUUUCCCCAGGGGACAUUACCACAGGUGUGUUUGCAGAGACCAUAAAAGGACGGUUACGCAGUGGAAACUCCCUCUUAACAAAGGCAUGGUUUGACUUUCUUUUUUGAGCCGUGUAAAGUGUUUUAAUAAUGUUUGUUGUCAUGAUUGAAUUUUAGCUUAUUCAAAUGAAGCUUUCCAGGCUGCACCCUCUCCCCAUUAAUGCCACCAUAGUCACUUUUUUUGCAUUACGUUUCAGAUUUGUAUGAGGAUCUUGUUUUUUUUGCACCAUUCACUUCUUGCAGAGUCAUGUGUUUUAGGAACAAAGCGACAUUGUGUAACAUGUUUGCCAGUGCACUUCAUGUGUGAAUGUUGUAAAUAGAAACACAGUAAAUAAAAAGUGAUGUUACAUGGUUAUGUCAA
Nerophis lumbriciformis (worm pipefish) is the source of this 2772-nucleotide messenger RNA. RefSeq names its product transforming growth factor, beta 1a (gene tgfb1a). Lineage: Eukaryota; Metazoa; Chordata; Actinopteri; Syngnathiformes; Syngnathidae. Gene Ontology annotation, biological process: regulation of cell population proliferation; transforming growth factor beta receptor signaling pathway. Gene Ontology annotation, molecular function: growth factor activity; cytokine activity; transforming growth factor beta receptor binding. The record is from RefSeq and is a predicted model, not a curated record. Gene Ontology annotation, cellular component: extracellular region.